AUGGAUAGACACGAGCAACAAAAGAUUUUAUUUGUAAUGUAUUUAAGAGUAACGCUUGAAGAAUCUGAUGAGGAAUCUAGCGAUGAAUCAGAUUCGGCAGAAAUAGUAAAUGUAAUAAAUAAUUACUAUGAACGAAUACCCAAAGUACAUUGCCAGAAUUACAUCGAAAAUGUAAUUUGGGAGUAUACUGACACUGAUUUUAAAAGUCAUUUUCGCCUCAGUCGACAAACAUUUAUAUUUUUAUUAGAACUAUUAAGUCCACAAUUAUCAAAACAGUCUGAGGGAUGUGGUAGAUAUACUAUAUCAUCCGAGAAAACCUUAUUGUUGGCAAUAUGGAUGAUGGCAACUCCUAAUUCAUACAGGUGUGUUGCUGACCGAUUUGGGGUGGGUAAAAGAACAGCUUGGAGAAGUGUUCAGAAAGUUGUUAAUGCACUCUAUUCACAUCUUCACGUUUUUAUCAAAUGGCCAGAUGCAGAAAGAGCUGAAGAAAUUUCAACAUAUAUUAAAAACAAAUACAAAUUUCCCAAAGUAAUAGGAGCAAUAGAUGGUACCCAUGUCAAAAUUCCAGCACCAAAAUUACAUGCUGAUGCCUACAUAAAUAGAAAAGGUUAUCAUUCUAUACAAUUGAUAUGUGAUCAUGAGUUGAAGAUUAUGUAUGUUUAUGCAGGAUCAGUACAUGAUAUGAGAGUAUUUCGACUGUCAGGUUUCGAAAACUUACAAAAUUUUCCAGAAAAUAGUCACAUAUUAGGUGAUGCCGCAUAUAGUAUUCACAAAUAUGUAAUGGUUCCAUUUAAAAACAAUGGACAUUUAACAAAUGCACAAAUUGCGUAUAAUACUUGUUUGUCUCAAGUUAGAAUGAUGAUAGAAAGAACAAUAGGUUUAUUGAAAGCAAGAUUUCGGAGUCUUCUAGAUAUAUUACCUGAGAAGAACAGAUCUGAUACCGAAAUAUAUUGUUGCUUGCUGCAUUUUGCAUAA
Mycetomoellerius zeteki is the source of this 975-nucleotide messenger RNA. RefSeq names its product putative nuclease HARBI1. NCBI's taxonomy places the organism in Eukaryota, Metazoa, Arthropoda, Insecta, Hymenoptera, Formicidae. The record is from RefSeq and is a predicted model, not a curated record.